This is a messenger RNA of Myripristis murdjan (pinecone soldierfish), 3122 nucleotides long. Its product is annotated as cytoglobin-1-like. Gene Ontology annotation, molecular function: oxygen binding; heme binding; oxidoreductase activity. The coding region runs from base 202 to 741 and encodes 179 amino acids. NCBI's taxonomy places the organism in Eukaryota, Metazoa, Chordata, Actinopteri, Holocentriformes, Holocentridae. The record is from RefSeq and is a predicted model, not a curated record. Gene Ontology annotation, biological process: oxygen transport. The transcript has 3 exons.
CUCUGGUGGAGAGGAGAGCUUCUCACUGGGAAAGAAGGGGAAACAGAGAGUGAGAGAUCUCUUUUUCUCUCUCUCUGCAAGGAAGAGACAAAGCCCAAAAAAAAAGCCAGAAAUACAGAGUGGGGGUCAUUUUUUGAGGGGGGUGGCUCUUAUCACCCCAGCCUUCUGCACGCGUUCAGCUCUGCACAACUGUGUUCCUAGAUGGAGAGCAUGCAGGGAGAGGGAGAGGUGGACCGCCUGGAGCGCCCCAGCCCCCUGACUGACAGGGAGAAGGUAAUGAUCCAGGACACCUGGGCCAAAGUCUACCAAAAUUGCGAUGAUGUUGGAGUGGCCAUACUCAUCAGGCUGUUUGUGAACUUCCCCUCAUCCAAGCAGUACUUCAGCCAGUUCCGGCACAUCGAGGAGCCCGAGAAGCUGGAGAGGAGCACGCAGCUCAGGAACCAUGCUCACAGGAUCAUGAAUGCCAUCAAUACGCUGGUGGAGAGCCUUGACAACUCAGACAAGGUGGCCUCAGUGCUGAAGCUGGUGGGCAAGGCUCAUGCACUCAGACACAAGGUGGAGCCUGUUUACUUCAAGAUCCUGAGUGGUGUAAUACUGGAAGUCCUAGGGGAGGAGUUCCCUGAGGAUGUGACUCCAGAGGUGGCCGCAGCGUGGACCAAACUCCUGGCUGUAGUCUGCUGGAAUAUCAAAGCUGUCUAUGAGGAAGUUGGCUGGUCUAAACUGUCAAGCUCAACCGGCUGAAGUUUUUAAUCUGGGUCUAAAUGGACAAGAACUAAGCACGAUGAACACUCAGAGACUGCUACUUUGUUUAUCCACAGAUUAGUGAAUUCUUGAAUUACUGAAUUCGUUGGCUUCCUGUGGCCUCCUUGACUGCUUUCAGUCUGGUUUUUGUCCUUACCGCAGUACUGAGACAGCGCAUAUCAAGAUUUUAAAUAUUAACCUAAAUGCUGAUAUGGGUCUUGAUUCUUGGAGCCUACUAUUAGAUCUCAGUUCUGAUUUUGAUACUAUUGACCAUAAAAUACUCUUAGGUAGACAAGAAAAUUAGAUUGGGUUGUCUGACACAGUCUUGAAGUGCUUUAAAUCUUUCCUCCAAAACAGGAAAUAUUUUGUUUCAAGUGGCGGCUUUGCAUCUUUCCGCAUACAGUAGGUGUGGUAUAAGGUGUUCCUCAAGGUUCUAUUUUAGGUCCUCUUUUAUUCAAUUUUUAUAUAUUACCACUAGCCAAUAUUAUUUAAAAACACAACUUCAGCUAUCACUCCUAUUCAGAUGAAACACGGAUUUAUGUAACCCUCUCCCAAGGUAAUUACGCAUCACUACACCCUCUCUUAUAUUGCAUUGGAUGUGUGUGAAUAUUUUACAGUUAAUAACAAAACUGAGAUUAUUGUAUUUGGUCCCAAGGACUUGAAAGUCCAAAAUCUCAGCAUUAUUGACUCUGAUUUGAACUUUGAAUCUCACAUUAAUUUAAUAACUAAAUCAGGCUAUUAUCACCUGAAAAAUAUUGCCAAAUUAAAUAAUUAUAUAUCUAAGGUCGAUCUCUAGAAAUAUUACUCCAAACCUCAGAUCACUACACUGGUUGCUCUUAACCCACAGAACAGAUUAUAAAAUCCUGUUCUUUGUUUAUAAAGCAUUAAAUGGCUCGGGGCCAAAAUACAUCCAAGAUUCUCUAUUACCAUACAUACUCAUCAGCACUCCCAGGUCAUCUGAGGCUGGCAUUCUUUCUAUUCCAAGAGUCAAAGCAAAACAAGUCAAAGCAAGCUUUUAAGAGGAAGUUGAAGACUUUCCUAUUUUGUUCUGCAUGCUAAUUAUCCUUGUUCUCAAAAUUACAAAUGCCCUUGCAAGAUUGCACUUCUGAAUGCAUUUUCCUUUUGAUUCUUUUUGUAAAGCACUUUGAUCUACAUUGAUUUGUAUGAUGUUGUGCUAAAUAAAUAAAUUUGCCUUUGCCUUUACUUUUUAGGCCUUGGCCUUGUAACAGAGGGAUCAUUUGACUAUACUGACCAUUGAAGACUGUAUCUUUCCAGAGCUGAUGUGCUAGAUGGGCCCAUAUGCUCUUAUGUAAACGUUAAGAACCUGUCCUGUGCCCACGUGGAUAGCUAGCCACUGAUGAUGGAUUGUUUUUAACCCAAGUGUCUGUGUGUGCAUUUGCGUGUGUGUCUGCACUAACUUACAGGAGAAAACUGUAAAAUAUUAUGCCAAGGAUGGACCGACUAACCUAACAAAAAGUUAAAGCCUAAUGUGUUACUGUCUCCUUGUUUUUGGAUCCUUCUAAGACCAAUGAAGGACAUGGACAAAUCCAAAGAAAAUGCAAAUAUUAUAAAUCCCACUACUGGACAAGAGGUCACAUUUAUCUAGGUUGUGCCUUCUACAGAAUGUGUAGAUCUUGAGACUGCCAUAUAAAUGUCAUUCUUUCUACAUGUUGUGUGAUGAUUUGCUGAUGUUUUAUUUUACCUGGAAUGGUUCUCAUCUGCCGGGAACUGUCAGCUCACGUCACCACACAGACGUGAAUGAUGGAAUGAUAAGGAUUAUUGUGAAGGAAUCAUUGUAUACAGAGAUUUUUUUUUUUACAUUAUAAACAGUUCGUUGUGUACAUGUUUUUCUUUAUAACUCACCUUUGUAUCUGUAUUAAACAGUAUUUUUGAGGGGAAAAAACUAAAUUAAAACCCUGUGAUAGGCUGUGUUUUUCAAUCCGACUCAAUUUAUAUCUGCCUUAGUUUGAUUCCUCAGCAUUUCACCUUACAAAUGUGUUAACAGACAGACUUUUCCUUCCCUCUCCCUGCCAACUGCUCACUUAUUCUCAGUCUGAGUCAGUGUAGGUGGCUCAGCUGCCGGAAAACAGUAUUUGUACCCCAGUUCUGCUAACAAUGGCCUCUGAAUCCUUUUUUAUUAAAUAUUAUGGGAACACUAUAGAUGGCAGUCACAAUAUAUAAGCGAGUAAAUACAGUCAAUAUCAAAAUCUGUAACAUCUGGACUGUAAACAUCAGGCCAAAAGCCAUUUAUAUGCAAUGUUAAAUGUACAGCAAAAUGUAAACUUGUAAACUUAAUUGUAUGUAAAGCUGACUCCUGCAUUUCAUUUUUGUACACUGACAAAGCGUCUGUCAUUUGUUUGUUUGCACUUGACCAUAAAACA